Molecule: messenger RNA, 3579 nt
Organism: Symsagittifera roscoffensis
Lineage: Eukaryota; Metazoa; Xenacoelomorpha; Acoela; Convolutidae
Product: probable ATP-dependent RNA helicase DHX37
Exons: 9
Coding region: 80-3517 (1145 amino acids)
Biological process (GO): maturation of SSU-rRNA from tricistronic rRNA transcript (SSU-rRNA, 5.8S rRNA, LSU-rRNA)
Cellular component (GO): intracellular anatomical structure; nucleolus
Molecular function (GO): ATP binding; helicase activity; RNA binding
Source: RefSeq, a predicted model, not a curated record
GUCAUUGUUCCAGCUGUAUUUUUUUUUCAGAAGAAACGGAAUUAUUUUUACAGAAAGCGUUGGCUAUCUGAUUUAAUCGAUGGGCAAGAAGGUUAAAAAUGCUCCAAUAGCGGAUGAUAAUGAUUGUUUGACCGAUUCUAAUGCGCUAGUUAUUGAAAGACAAUCUAAGAAAAAGCCUAAAAACUACGUAAAAAAAGCCCCUGUCCAAGCGAAACUUAGUAAAAGGAAGCGUAAAAAGCUUGAGCUUGUGAUUUCACGGCGAGAAAAGAAAGCAAACCGAGCAUCUGUGCUCUCAAAACUUGACGAUUUACCGCAAGUGGAGAUUCAGAAUCUUGACAGUGUUAUUUCAUUAGGACAACGAACGCAUGGAAAGAAGCGAAAAGCCAAGGAAUCGGAGCCUACAAAUGCACAAGACAGCGAUAUUGAAAUUUCUGAUGCAGAAUUAUCGGAACAAGAAGAAGUUGCUGCUUCAGUGGACAUACCUAUGUCGGAAAAGUGGGACGAUUUGAAUAAAGAAAUAGAGCGCUUAGAAGCAACUGAGAAUGAAAUUGAAGAGUCGAAUAAAGUGGUUCAUAACCAAGAUGAAGACGAACCUUUACCUUUUCCAACUGGCGAAGACACGAUCACUGGAUUAAGAAGAGUGAAUGUCGACCGCACAGAUGAAGUAGUUGCUUCUCGAAAUAACCUGCCCAUAACCAGUGAGGAGCAUACAGUUUUAGAGGCAGUGGCCACAAAUACAGUGUGUAUAAUUUGUGGUGCUACUGGAAGUGGAAAAACUACGCAAGUGCCUCAGUUUCUGUAUGAAGCGGGGUACUGUUCAAAUGGGUUAAUAGGUGUGACGGAACCUCGCCGUGUGGCUGCAAUUUCAAUGAGUCAUCGAGUUGCAAAAGAACUGAACCUUUCUAACUCAAUCGUCUCUUACAAAAUACGAUAUGAAUCAAACUGCACUAAAGAUACGAAGAUCAAAUUCAUGACUGAUGGAGUUUUGUUACGCGAAGUGCAGGAUGAUUUCCUGCUUGAAAAAUAUUCAGUGCUGAUUUUGGACGAAGCACAUGAAAGAAGUGAGUUUACAGAUAUUUUAAUUGGGUUGUUGUCUAGAAUUGCGCCACUGAGGAAGAAACGAAACUUGAAGCCGCUCAAAAUUGUAAUCAUGUCUGCGACGCUGAGAGUGGAAGACUUCACGAAGAAUAAGUUGCUUUUUAAAAGUCCGCCUCCAGUUGUGAAUAUCGAAGCGAGACAGUUUCCGGUGACUGCUCAUUUUCAGAAAAGAACUCCAGCUGAGAAUGAGUACUUGAAAGAGGCGUAUAAGAGGGUGUGUAAGUUGCACCGGAUUUUACCUGGGGGAGGGAUUCUGGUGUUUGUGACUGGAAAGAACGAAAUUGCAUUGUUGACUAAAUGGCUCGAAGCCACGUUUCCACGAAGAGUCAAAGAGGAGAAGGACGAAUCAAGAGAGGAAAAAAUUGCGAAUGUUUCUGAUGAUAAGAAAACACUAAAUGAAUCCAAAUCAGGCGAUGAAUCAUUGAAAGCUAAGAAGAAAAAGAAAAAAUCUGCCAAAAGGUUGAAACUUUCGAACUUCAGCGAAGAAGCCGAGAGAAAAGAAAGCGAAAAACGAGAUGAAGAACAUGAAAAUAGAGAAGUAGGCUCUGCGGAAGUUCCAAAUGAUCAAUUAGCCUACAAAGACAUUAAUCAGGCGAAAGCGGAUGAACAGUGUCCCCUGUAUGUUUUACCAUUGCACUCUUUUUUGCCGACUGAAGAACAGAAACUAGUGUUUGAGCCACCUCCAGAGGGAUCACGACUGUGUGUGGUUUCAACGAACGUGGCGGAGACGUCGCUGACGAUCCCAAAUGUGAAAUAUGUAGUUGACACUGGUAAGGAGAAGAAGAAGGUCUAUGACACCAGAACAGGAGUGUCUGCCUUCGUAGUGGACUGGAUAUCCAAGGCAUCUGCAGACCAGAGGGCUGGAAGGGCCGGCAGAACUGGACCAGGCCACUGCUACAGGUUGUUUUCUUCUGCGGUGUUCACAGAGUUUGCAUCCUUCUCUCAGCCGGAAAUUCUGAGUCGCCCGAUUGACGAUCUGGUGCUGCUCUUGAAGAGUCUGGGUCUGACUAAAGUGGCCAAUUUCCCCUUUCCAAAUGCACCCUCGAGACAUGCCAUUGUGGGGGCAGAGUUGCAUUUGAAUCAUCUUGGCGCUUUGAAUAAGUCGAAAACAAAGAAAGGAGAGUUAUCUUACGCAAUUAACGAUCUCGGCAGAACAAUGACGAAUUUCGGCAUAUCACCCAGAUUUGCAAAGAUGUUGGCAUUAUCAAACCAACACGUGACUAGUAAAAACUCAUCAUCUAAAAAUAUGUUGCCGUAUGUGGUAGCAUUAGUUUCUGCUUUCACUGUACGCGAGAUGUUUGUGAAUCCGUCUAAUUUGGGAAAUCAGAAAGAGGUGGCUGAGAAAUUGGAUGGAGCGAGUCGGAAGGCAAGGAACAGAUUGAUCCGAGAGACCAUGAAAAAGUGGCAGGGGUCUCCCAAUAUGCGUGGAUUAGGUGAUAUAAUUGUUUUGUUGAAUGCGAUAAUUGAGUUUGAAAAGGUGUGUGGAAGCCCGAUGUGGUGUAGGAAACACGGUCUGCGUCUCAAAGCGAUGCUGGAAAUCAGAUCCCUCCGAGCACAGCUCACAGACAACGUGAACGAAUUUCUCCCUCAAGACUCAAAGUUAAGUUUACAGAUGAAGUUAGACGAAUUGACAUCUAAAGAGGAGGCGGACACCUUGCGCCAGAUUGUGUUGUCGGGCUUAGGUGAUAAAAUUGCGAGAAGAGUUGUCUCAGACGAACAUGAUUCAAAAGAGCAUAAAUUGAAACAACUUCUGGGUGCGAAAAAGGGCAAAAAUGAUGAAGACGGUGUUAAGGAGAAAGUCGGAAAAAAUGCUUACCAGGCAGUUAACUUGGAAGGAUUUGUCUAUAUACAUCCGCAUUCUGUCCUAGCCAUGGAACUUCCAGAAUACAUCGCCUUUCAAGAGAUCCACGAGACCUCCAAAAUGUACGCCAAAGACUGCAUAGCUAUUGAAGACACCUGGCUACCGUAUCUGUUUCCGUCUAUGAUUAAUUUAUCCGAACCUCUCGAACACCCGAAGCCAUUUUACGACACAGACACGGAUACAAUCAAGUGUGAAAUGACAUGCACGUAUGCUAACAACGCUUGGCCAAUCAGAGCUCAGAUAUACAAUCAUCCAAUCAACUUGAAGUAUUACAAACUGUUCGCUGAAUGUCUGCUAAACGGAGAGGUUUUUUCAUUUUUCGACGAGUACAAGUCAAAGUUAGAAUCAAGCCCGAAAGUUUUAAUUAAAUCAUGGGGGCAUAUGCAACCCAAGGUCGAUGCUUUUGUGAACGCAUUGGUCAACAAACAGAGCUGCUCAAAGGCGAGGUUGAAAGAAGUGUGGGAAGUCGAUUCGAACUUUCUUUUGAAGGAGUUUUUGCAGUGGCUGCCAGUUGAUUGUACGUUUUCAGUGCAGGCCAAAUGGCCCCCAAAUUACUGAUGAUUGAUAUUUGUCAGAUUGAGUUGAUGUAAGUCAAAUCAAUAUAAAUGCAAUAAAACUCA